Messenger RNA from Vanrija pseudolonga, 924 nucleotides. RefSeq lists its product as uncharacterized. The transcript has 4 exons. The record is from RefSeq and is a predicted model, not a curated record. Bases 1 to 924 code for a protein of 307 amino acids. NCBI's taxonomy places the organism in Eukaryota, Fungi, Basidiomycota, Tremellomycetes, Trichosporonales, Trichosporonaceae.
AUGGUCAUCCCGAGCGCCCACCCCAUACUGGGGAUCAAGACGCCGCCGGCGGCCCCGCGCCUCGUCUGGCUCGGCCAGCCGGACCCCGAGGUCAACCCCCUCGCGGCGCUGCGGCCGCUCGCGCGCAGCUUGCUCGACGGGUUUGUUACGGAGCGGGAUUACUAUGAUCGGGGGUAUCAGUUCAGUGCAAGGUUGCGUGCGGUCGAAGACGUCGACAACAUCACGCAACACCUCAAGCGCUGCCCCCCGCUGCCGCGCCUCAAGCUCUCCCUGCGUGCAGGCGACCCCCUGACCCUCGAGCACCUCUUCGCCGGCCUCACUGUCUCCGCCGCGGCGCUAGAGCUCGACCUCGACCUGCCGCGCGACAGCAUACCGAGCUUUGCGCGCUGGCUGCGCCGCUGUGCCGGCCUCGAAGCGCUUGCGCUGCCCCGUGUGCUUGCAGCGGACAGGGACUACUUCUUCCGCGCGGUCGAGGUGGCUGUGAGGGGGCACAAGACGCUCAGCCAUGUCGGCGAGCUGGACCUCGGCAACCAAACCCACCGCGGCAUCAUCGACACCCUGCGCCGCAACGACCAGCUCGCACGCCGGACCCGCCGCGCCGUCUUCCGCGUGCUCGUCCCCGCACGCAUCGCGCUGCGCGGCGAGCAGCCGUGCCCGUGCCGCACCUGCACGCGGUGCCACCCUAGCACGCUGCUAAAACUGCCUACCCCUGUACUGAGGCGCAUCCUGCACUACUGCGCCGACGACGACGUGUUGUCUGCCGAGCAGUUCGACCUGCUCCUCAAGCACGCCGAGCGUAAGGAUGAGUGGGCGCACGUCGCGGGCGUCAUUGGGAACACUGCCGACGGCGCCGAAGCUCGCGCACUUCGCGACGACUGGCUCCGUGCCGGCCGCCUGUGGUACACUGGCCCUUUGGAGCGAUAG